Rotaria sp. Silwood1 is the source of this 10851-nucleotide messenger RNA. NCBI's taxonomy places the organism in Eukaryota, Metazoa, Rotifera, Eurotatoria, Philodinida, Philodinidae. The record is from the annotation of a GenBank genome assembly.
AUGACAAAUCAAAGCAGAAAAAAUGAUCACUCUAAAAGUAAUGAAAAGAAAUCUAAAUUAACUCUUACAAAUGAACCUGAUGUUUUUAUAAAUUUAGCACAUAAAAUCUACGAUGAAUCGAUUACAAAUCAUGAACGGAUUGCAGAAGCGAUUACAUCUGAAAUACAGAAAAUAAGAUUACACGCAAUUUCAACUAUAUAUAUUUGUUCGUCCAGAAAUAAGACUGUAUUGAACGAUGAACGUUUGAAACAAAUUCAACAUCAUCAAACUGAUGAUGAUGAUAUUGACUUUAAAAAAAUUAUUGUAAAAAUAUUAGGUACUUUAGCAGAUCGUGAUAAUAUUGAUUAUAAGAAAUUUUUUACAACUUGUUUAGAACAUAUAGAGAAAAAUAUUAUUGUAGAAGAUUCAAUAUCAUAUAUCUAUCAACAGAGUACAGAUGAGACAAGAUGUCAAGAAUUAUUUAAUGAAAAUAUUAUCUGCAGAAUAAUUGGUUUAUUAGAGAACAUUUAUUUAAGUGAACAGACAAAACUACAUAUUUGUAUGAUAAUUAAUAAUUAUCUUGAACAUAGUUCUAGUAAAGCUUUGAAUGAGAGUCAAUUACAAAUAUUUGCUCAUGUAUUAAAUAAUUUGCCUUAUAAUUUUGAAUUAAAACUCGAAGCAUUACGAUCAAUAAUACUGACUGCCGUUAAAAAUCGACAUUUACCAGAUUUUAUUAUUCAAACUCUAAUUAAAAAUAUUGACAAAGAUGAUAAUAAACUUAAUAGUCUUGCAAUUAUAGCAUUAGAUAUUGUUUCUCAGAGACAGAUCAUACCUAAUGUAGAUAAGUUGUCAACUAAAUUAUUAGUUGAUUGGAUAAUAGUGAACGAAGGAGCUGGUAUUACAUGCGAAAAAAUGUCAAGCGAUAAUGUAGAUUGUCAAUCAAUUUCAUCUUUAGCAGCUGAAAUCUUUGUAAAUACUUUAAAGAACAAUUUAAUGAUUAAUAAUCGAACUCUUGAGCAUCUUACAAAAGCACUAAAUAGUAAUGAUAAGCAGACAUGUAUUUUAUCAGCAAAAGCACUAUAUUUAGCUUCAGAAACUCAUGAACUUGGAAAUGACGUUUUAAUUGAACUGAAAGAACACAUAGAGAAUAAAAUAAAUGAUGUUAUCGUCUAUUCAACUGUUGCAUAUACUAGAGGUCUAGUGAAAUUAUCAUCCAACGAAGGGUCUAUUAUGAAAAGUCAUAUGGAAUGUUUACCAAAAAUUUAUGUAUUUGAUGAUUUACAGUUAGAUGAAGAAACCUUUGCUGAUACAGUAAAUAACAAUAUCUUAUCUGUUUUGCUUAAUGUAUCUAAACAUAAUCUAUUCGAUGAUCAUAUGUUUGUAAUAUUUAAUCAUAUUUUAUCGUUUGAAAGUUGUAAUCAAGUUGUAGCAAUUAAGAUACUUUAUAACUAUUCAGCAAAUAAAUAUUCGAUUCCACAAGAUACAAUUUUAGCAUUAGAAAAUGCGAUUGAUAUACCUGAAAUUUCUCAUGAAGCUACAAAAGUAUUGAGUAAUGUAAUUAAAAAUCGACAACUUAUUAAUGAAAAAUUUUUGCGUCAUCUCACUGAUAAUCUUUAUUUAUCGAACGAUGAUCAAUUAAGAAAAGAAUCAUUUGAACUGUUAGAUAUAGCCAAUGAUAAUCAAGACAUAUCUGAUGAAUUUUUUUAUAUAUUAGAAUUAGAAAGGGCUAUUAGUAUUAUUAAUUCUUUUUCAUUAGACAGGAAUGAUGCUAUGUCUUAUCUAUACGAAAUGACAGAACAAAAUCAAAAAAUAACACUUAACGGAUUUAAAAUAUUAGAUAAAAUAAUGAGUAGUCAAUUUGUAUUCGAUGAAAAAAUUUUCGGAAUUUUGUUGAAUACUUGUAAAAAUGAACAAUCGAUACCUGAUAAUUUAAUUAAUAAAUUAGUAGAAAGAUUCAAUCCUCGACAAAUUAAUUGUCAGUUAAUUGAUAUAUUUCAAAAUUUAGUUAAAAAUAAUCAAAAUAUUCCAACUAAACUUUUAUCUAAAUUAGAGAAAGCAUUAGAAAAUACAUUGAUUUCAGAUCAAGUAUUAUCGAUUUUUGUACUUCUUGCACUAAAAGGUCAAUAUUUAUCAGAAAAUAUACUCACAAAAAUUUUAGAUAAAAUUUUAGUUUUAGAAAAUUCAUUGAUUAUUGAACAGUAUUUAUCUGUUAUUUUUUCAUUGAUUCAAAACAAAGAUUAUUUUAAAAAAAAUUUUUUAAGUUCUCUUUUUACAUUUUUUACACGAUUUUCAACUAAUGAUAUUAGCUUAGUUUCACGUAUUCAAUCAGUUUUGAUCCAUAUAUUAAAAGGAAAUAAUCAAAAUGUGAUUCGUGCAAGUCUUAAUGGAUUGAAAAUACUUGUGACAUUUCACAAAGUUAAACUUAAUCAGAAAAGUACAGAUAUAUUAUUAGAUCUAGCAGGAAAUACUAUUUGUGAUGAAACUAUGAAAAAUGAUAUUAAUGUACUAUUAAAUAUAUCGAAAUUAGAUAAUAGUCAACAAUGCAAAAUGAAAUUGUUAAGAUUAAAGUAUAAAUCGAAUGAUGAAUUACUUGAAGCGUUAGCAAAAUUUUCUAAACCGAAAUUAUUUCAACAAAACUUUGAUCAAUUGAACAAUAUUAUUAAUAAUUCCUCAGAACUAAAUGAAAAAGUAUUGAAAAUUUUACUUGAAUGUUCUAAUAAAGACAAAAUAACGGAUACAUUAUUAUAUAGUAUUAUUUUUUUAAUGAAUAGUACGAACUCGAAAGAAAUGAGAUCAUUAUGCAGAGAUUUAAUAAUUGAAACAAUUAGAGCAGGAAAAAUAGUUUCAAAUAAAAUCAUAUCUUGUAUUGUUACUCAAAAUGAUGUAUUAAAAUUGAUUGCUAAAAAACAACCGAUUCCAGAAAAAUUUCAACAUCAUUUAAAUUUAUUUUCACGUAUUGUUAGUAUAGAUAAUAUUGACCUAAAAGAUUUUAGUGAAUUUCUAGAAAAUAUUCGACAUGAGUUUAAUCAAGAUUAUAAAUUAUCUGAUCUAUCGAUGUCAAAAUUGCUUUCCAUUCAAAUUACUAAUAAUGACUAUGAUAUUUGCAUGAAGUUAGAACAAGAAUUGUUUCAUAUAUUUGUAUUGAUCUUAAAACAUAAUCCGACAUAUUCUUCACAACUAUCGAUUGUUAAUAGAUUAGAAAAGGCAAUUUUAUUUGAAAAUAUAAACAAAAAUAUUCUCAUGACCUAUCAAGAAGUUAUUAAAAUGAAACAGUAUCAAACAAAUAAUUUAUCGAAAAUCUUAGAUAGUUUAGUAGAUUUAUUAGAUAGUAAUAAAUUUCUAAAUGUUGAAGUUGAAUUACUGACAUGUAUUGCUCUGAUAUCUGAAGUUAUGGGUAUAUCAAAGAACGAGACUUUAGAAAAAUAUCUUUCAAACGAUAAUGACAGAAUAAGAAGUUGGUCCUUUAGAGGUCUAAGAGUAGCAUAUGACAGGAAUGAUAAGUCUAAGAUAUUUGAAGAAUGGUGCAAUAACAUCAUGAUCAAUCUGGAAUUUCAUACAAGGGUUAAGGUAGUCAUGGAUUUAGAUUUAUUUGAAACGAUUAGUACAAUAAAAUAUAUAGAUUUUAACAAAAUUUAUAAUAAACCACAAAAUCAAUGGAAUAGAGAAUUGUUAAUUUUUGAUUUGUUAGAAAGAUUUACAUUAAAUCAAAUAGAACAAUUUGAUUUUUAUAAAACUUGGCUUGAAAUUGAAGAAUAUACUGGAUUUCAACAAGAUCAAAGUGAUAUAUUACUUAAAUUAUUACAUCGAAUUCAGUUAAAUAAUAUGAUUUCAUUUAAUCAAUGUAAUGAACUUAUAAGAAUUUUAAAGAACAUUGAUUUUGAAAGUAUUUAUAAUAUCCUAUCGAAUAGUUCAAAUCCAUACGAGGAUAUUCUCAAAAAAUUUUUCAAAGAUCUAAUUUUUGAACGUUUAUCAAAUAAAGAAAUAAAUAAAAAAUAUAUCGAUAAUUUAGUACGUAAAAUGAUUAUAAAAUUUAGUUUUGAUAUAAGUAAAAAACUUCUGAAUACAAUACAUAUAAUAGACGAUUUAAGAGAAUUUGAAGAGUUUUUAGAUUUUGUCGAAGAAAAUAAAAUUAAGAUAUUCGAUAUAAAUGUUCAAUAUAAAAAUAUUUCAACAUUGAAAAGAUCAUUUGAACUGCAAUCUUUGAAUAAUCAAAUCGUAAAUGUUGAUCAUAGAAAAUUAACUUUGAUUCUUAGUAAUUUAUUAGAUAGUCAAUGGUCUUUUGAACAAUUGAAUAUGAUUUUUAAAAAUCUUAUCGCUCUGAAUAAUGAAGAGAAACGAAUCAAAGAAAUAAAUUUUCUUUAUGUCCUAGAAAUACUAUCGCAAUAUAGUGUAAUUCCAACAGUAGAAAAUCUAGAAAAGAUAUCAGAAGCUCUCAAAGAAUCAGCACAGAAUUGGCAACGAUUGAUAAAUAUAAUUGCAGUUGAAGCUAAAUUUCGCGAUAUAGGUCAAUUAAGAAAUGUAACAGAAUUAAUAGAAGAAUUUGAAAAAACUAAUUCUCAAAAUAAAAACUUGAUAAAAUUAGUAGAUUUAAUAAAUAAUAUCAAGAGUACUAAUUUAAUUUCUAAAAUUGUCAAUCAAACUAUGGGUUAUAGAAUUGAUGAAAAAUUGAAAAAGAGAAGACAAGUCUAUAUCUCUGAAUGGACUAAAGAUGAAAUUCAAGAAUGGGCAAAAACAAUAAAAAAUAAUGUCUCUUCGUGUAAAAUUACAGACGAUUUUAUUGUAGAAACUUUAGCCAUAAUAAAACGAGCUUAUCUCUUAGACAGUGGUUUUCAUUUGACUGAUGCUCAAAUUUUAAGUUGUAUAAUUCUUUUAAAAGCAAAUACCGACAAAGGAAUGCUAUUACAAGUAGGAACUGGUGAAGGUAAAUCAACAAUUAUAGCUGUAUUAGCAGUAAUACAUGCAUUAAAAGGAAAUAAAGUUGAUGUUAUUACUAGUUCACCUGUACUCGCAGAAAGAGAUGCAAAAGAAAAGGAAAAUUUCUACAACAUGUUUAAUCUACAAUGUAGUGAUAAUAGUGAUAAAACAAUUUAUUGGACAGGUCCUAAAUCUUGUUAUAAGAGUGAAAUAGUUUAUGGUGAAGUAGCACAAUUUCAAUUUGAUACUCUAAGAACAGAAUAUAGUCAACUUAAUACAUUGGGAAAUAGAAAAUUUGAAGUUGCUAUAGUAGAUGAAGUAGAUAGUAUGCUUAUUGAUGAUAGUUCAAAAAUUGCAAGACUUGCAACUAUCAUUCCAGGAAUAGAUCAAUUACAACUAAUAUACUACACAAUAUGGUAUCGACUUAUUUAUUUGCAAGAUAGAAUGCUUGAAAUUAAUAACAAAAUUUAUUUAUUUCAUGGAAAAAUUAGUUUUGAACAAGAGAAAAUCAUUCUAGAAUAUAUUGAUGAACAACAAGGAAAUAUUAUUAAAAUUCCUGAUUUAAAAAUCUACAUAGAAUCUAUUUCGAAUAUUAGUCAUAUUGGAAUAUUAAUUUCAGAAAAUAUUGAAGUUGAAACAUUUAUUAAAAAAGAUAUAGAAAAUUACAUUAGAGAUUUACUUAAUAGAUUAACUAUUAUACCAAAAAGUUUUGAAGAAUUUGUUGAUACACAAAUGUGUAAAUGGAUAGAUAAUGCUAUGAUUGCAUUAAAUUAUCAGGAAAAUGUACACUAUGUCGUACAUCAAGGUUUAAUUAAACCAGUAGACUACGCUAGUACAGGUAUUGUUCAGAGUUUUUCACAUUGGGGUGAUGGUCUCCAUCAAUUUUUGCAACUAAAACAUAAUCUAAGAAUGACGUCUGAAACUUUUACUACGAAUUUUCUAUCGAAUAAAGGAUUUUUCAUAAAAUAUGGUUCGAAUUUAUUUGGUCUUACGGGAACACUUGGUUCCGAAAAAGCUAAGCAAGUCUUAGCCGAUAUAUAUAAUGUAAAUCUGGGUAUUAUUCCCAGUAUGCGUCAAAAACAGUAUCUUUCAUUACCUGAUCUCGUAUUAACUAAUGAAGUUGAUUGGCUUAAUGAAAUAUGUCGUUCGGCAAUUAAUGAAUCGAGAAAAGAACGAGGAAUACUUGUUAUAUGUGAGACAAUCGAAUAUAGUACACAAAUAGUAGAAAAACUCCAACGAGAAUACAGUUCAGGUACGAUAAAAUUAUAUACGAUGAAUAAUAUGAAUCAAGAGAAACAUAUUGAAAAAAUAUAUCCGAGAGAAAUUAUUGUAGCUACGAAUUUAGCAGCUCGAGGUAAUGAUAUAAAAACAGAUAACAUUAAAAAAUAUGGUGGUCUUCAUGUUAUUAUUACAUUUAUGCCACCGAAUAAACGUGUUGAAGAACAAGCAUUUGGUAGAACUGCACGACAAGGUAAACGUGGUACAGGUCAAAGAAUAAUAAAUGCUUCUAGUUUAGCUCAUUAUGAAAAUUUCAACAUACAAAAAAUCACCGAACUACGAGACAGCAUUGAGACAAACAUUUUAGAUGAUUUUCAAAAGCGUGAACUUAAAAUAAUUACUUUAAAAGAUGAACUUUUUACCAAGUUUUGUUUGUUGUUAAAUGAAAUAAGACAAAAAAUUAGAGAUAAAAGUAGUUUAUAUGUAAAAGUAAAAAGUCAAGCGAAGAAAAUAUUGACAAAAAUUUCACCGUCUAUUCUUGAGUCUAAUAUACUUCUCAGCAUUGAAGAACAAUGGGCUAUGUUUUUACGUGAAAUAGAUAAUCAAAUAUCUCCAAUUGAUAAUGAAAUAUUUUAUGAACGAUUUGAAAAAUUUAGUAAAAACAUCCGAAAAAAUUACGAAAAUGAUUGUAUUAUUAAAAAUCCUUAUUGUCACAUUGCCAUUGCUAAUGACUUAGUCAUUAAUGAGUCUUCCCUACGCAGAAAUUAUGAUGAUGCGAUGAAACAUUUUGAUCUAGCUAUAGAACUUGAUCCAAAACAUACUGCAGCUGCAUUUGCUGGAAAAGGUUGGUUAACAUUGAAAGGUAAAGAAAAUUUUUUUGGUUCCAAUAAACAAUCUAUAGGUUAUAAAGAGGCAGCUAUUCGAUUAUUUAACAAAGCACUUGAAAUUCUUAGUGAAGAAAUAUCAACAUUGACAGUUAUUCAAUCAUUUCUAAAACAUCGUUGUCAGAAUAUGAAUACGGAUCUUAGUAAACAAUUAAUGCAAAAGAAUAAUAUUCUUAGUUCUUAUUGUAAUAGUUUAGAAAAUGCUGUAAAUAUUAUUAAGAAAUCGCAAAGAUUAAUUCAAAUAACUGAAUUAAUAGAUUACUCAAAGUUAAGAGAAAAUGAAAUUAAUAGUAAAUCUUUUACGAAAAAAGACUUAGUAAAUUUCCAAAGCGAAAUCUCUCAAAAGAUAAUUUCAUAUGAUGGAAUUGAAAAAGGAUGUGGAAAAUGGUGCGAUGUGCGUUUAAUAUCUCAUAAUAAUCUAAAUCAUUAUAAGACAUCAAUUCAAAAUGGUAAAGAAAUUAUAGUUAUGAAAGGAAUACAUAAUACAUUUACAGUUGUUUAUAAAGACAAAAUUCAAUGUCGAUUAAGGGAAUGGAUAGUGGACGAUUCUACAUUGGCUAAUGUACUUGCAGCUUUAUCGUAUGAUGAAACAAUUCUUGAUCGAGAUAUUCAUAUGAAAAUUUAUACUUUAAUUUAUGAGAAACUUACAUCAAAAAAUGGUCAUAUUCGAGAAGAAUUUCUAGUAUUUCUUCAAGAGUCAACAGAUCAUAAUCAAUACGAAGUAACAUUUAAUGAUUUAACUGUUAGACAAGAUAGUAAAAUCAAAGAUCAAGCAAUAGAAAUUAUCGAUAAGAUAUUACCUCAAGAUGAAGGUAGUUUGUUUGAUAUCAAUGGUGAAUUUUCAUUUUUCAAUAAAGUUCCAAAUUUUUUAAAGAAAAGUGGAAUUUUGGAACAUGAUUAUGAACAUAUAAAUAUAACUAUGCAACAGGUUAAGGCAGAUAAAUUAAGAGAAUAUCUAAAUCCUAAUAUUGAAGUUAAAGACUUGACGAAAGAAGAAGCUCUAACACAAUUGAAAGAGAAGAAUUUUUUUUUCAAUCGGUAUUUAUUACCACAAGCUUGCUUUGUCGAUUUAUACCGAAUUAAUUUAGAAAUUAUUUCCGAGAAUAACAAUAAACUCGAGAACAUGGCUGAUCUAAAGGCCACUGUCGCAAUUAAACGAAUCGAAGAACGAAUAGAUCAAAAUGAACGGUUCAAUUUGAGUUUUAUAUCCGCUAAUAAAACAGCAAAAAUCUUAGAAAAAGUACUAUAUCGUUCAAAUAUAACAGUCGAAUUCAUUGAUUUAGGAGUAGAGAGUGUUAGAGAAAAGUUAAGAACGAUAGUAUCUAGAUCUCUUACUCUUGAACUCACCAACACAAAAGAAACAUUAUUAGAAGUUAUUCGUUCCUUAACAACGGAGCAGAUACAGUUGUAUAAUCGUGUAAAAGAACAAAGUAUUAUUGAAGUAGUAAAUAGGAUUACAGCUGAGAAAAAAAUUUUAGAAAUUUCAAAUACAUUUGCGACUAUAAAACUAAUUGAUAUAAAUAAAAGUAUUGUAGAAAAUGUACUUAAUAUUUGUUCUAAUGCGAAUUUUAAUAUAACUUUUAUUAAUAUAAAAAAUAGUUGUCUUUUGAUUGGAUUAAAAGAUGAACUUAUAAAUGUAAAAAUCGAUAUGUUAAGAAAAAACGCGGCAAAAACUAUUAUUGAACAGAUAAGAAAACAUAAAUUAGAAUUUAGUUUAGUAUUUUCACAACUGACAUGUAAUCAAGUGAAACAAAUAAUAGAAUUAGCUCCAAUAGAACAAGAGAACAUAGAAGUUCAGCAAUUUAGAACUUUGAGUGAAUUAUUCAUGAGUCAACUACGACCUAAUGUAGAAUUAGCUGAAUUUUCUGGACGAGGUAUCGAAUAUUUGAUUGAAAUUAAUGAAAAAAAAUUUAUUCCAUGGACAAGUAUAGCUAUCAUAUGUUCUCUAGCUAGUGUUCAAAUGGCAGUAGGUGGACUAUUAAUAGCUAGUGGAUUUGGAGCUACUUUAGGAAUGAGUCUUGUCACUGAAGGAGGAGCAGAUUUGUUUAUUGCUUACAGAGUAUAUAGUACGAGACAAUUUUCUUGGUCCGAUUUUGCCAAACAAAAAGCAGUAAGUCUAAUUAUUUCAAUAGCUUCAAUAGGACUCUCACCACUCAAAGAUGCAGCUAAAGGAGCUCAAAACUUAGUCGUGGGUGUAGGAGAAGAAGUACUUGAACAAGCUGGUACAAGAGUAAUAACAAAUGGUAGGUCUGUAUACCAAACAUUGAAUGUAGCCAGGAAAAAUUUGAAUAGUCUAGCUGUUAAGCUUAUCGCCGUAACAAUUCAGAAAAAUAUUAUAAGAGAAUGUUUAAGUAAAUCAAUGGAUGUUAGUUCGCAUUUUUUAUUGAAUCAAUGGAAGCCGAAAGUUUCGGAAUCCAUACAAAGGGAAGUUUAUACGAAAUUUUGUGGAUCUAUUUUAAAAACGAUAGUGAAUAAAAUGUAUACACUUGAUUUAUUUACUAAAAAAACAUAUUUUAAAGAAAAACUUCAUAAAAUACUAUUUGAAAUAAUUAAUCCUGAAGAUAACGUAUGGAGUAAUGAAUUUGACGUCUUGGCUGAUGUAUUAUGCAAACGUAUUUUAUCUAGUAUGUCGAUAACACGUAGUUUCGCAAAUAUUGGUAACAUAAUACUUUGUAAUCUGAGACAAUUUCGUGAAAUUAUUUUUAUUGUCGAUAGGGUUUAUAAUCAACUUUUAAAAAAACUUUCGAAUAUCGAUCAAGAAACUUUAACCAUGCGCCAUAUUUUACAACGUUAUUGUGAAGUUGAUGGAAAUGAUGUCACAAAUAUCAUAAAUAUUCUACAAGAGCAAAAUAUAAUCAAUCAAAAUGAAGAGUUUAACGAAGAAAAUUUUUCCGAAGAAAUUAUUCGUACUCAUUUGAAUCAAUUCAAUGAAUCGAAAGAGAAAAUUGUAAAUGUUUUGAAAUUCUUGUAUUCAAAUAUUUCAAAUAUAGAUAAUUUAAAUGAAAUAAUGAAAUUAGUAUCAGAUAUAAUUACUGAACAAAUAUUCAGAAUUACAGAAUCACAACUUAUCUUGCCUUUGAAUAGUUGUGCUACAGGAAACUUAACAAAUAUUUUUUCAGAAACAGUCGAACGGUAUUUAGUUGUAGACGAAAAACAAAAUUCACUUAGUCAAAACCGAGAAGAAAACAGUAGAACAUAUAAUACCAUAAGAGAACAAAUUGGGCAAAAUGCUAAAGAUUAUACUAUCGCAUAUAGCCAAUGUGAAAUGAUUCAUUAUACUAAGCAAAGAGAUGAAAUAAAUAGUCAAAAAUUCGAUGAGAAAAUAAGUGAUUAUAUUACAGGUGUCAAAAUGAAUCUACCAGCAAAUAUAUCGGACAUACUUACAUUAGCCGAAAAGCAUGGCUUAGAACUAAAAUUAGUUGAUGAUCCUAGUUAUGAACCAACACACGAAGAUAAAACUAAAUGUACAAGCAUAGUACUAUACAAUAAAAGAGACCGAGAUAAUCAGGAAAAUGUUAAAGUAGGAUAUUUUGAAUUAAUGUCAAACGAUACGAACGAAUAUAAUAUUUCCAAUACAAAUAAUGAUUCUGCUUAUACGGUUAUUCAACAAAUAUUAAAAAGAAAAGGAAUAUGCAUAACUAUUGAAGCACUUCGUCACGAUAGAGCUAAAAUAAUAGAGGAUAAUCCUCAUCAGUUUUCCAUAGCAUUAAGAGCACAAGAAUGGAUUGAAAAUCAUUAUCCUCAAGAGAUGAAUGAUUUAUUAAUCAUAAGAUCAGACAAAAGUUCGAGGUUGUCGAACAAUGAAAAUCUCAUAGUUGUUUGCUCAUUAAGAUCCAAUUCACUUGACUUAAGCUGA